Messenger RNA from Neolamprologus brichardi, 3049 nucleotides. NCBI's taxonomy places the organism in Eukaryota, Metazoa, Chordata, Actinopteri, Cichliformes, Cichlidae. The record is from RefSeq and is a predicted model, not a curated record.
UGCGUGGGGCCGUUUUCCCUCCUCGUUGACAAAGCUGUGCGGUGGAUGUUGAGCUAAAGCGCUUCCAUCGCUGAACUUUCUGACUCUGUAGCUUGGUCAGUGUGGACGGAAGGCAAACAGAGAGGCGGGUGUCACAUUGGUGUUAAAGAGACUUAUGCUGUCCUGCUAGCAGGGCAAGAUGUUCAACAAAUCAUUUGGGACGCCCUUCGGUGGCGGGGCGGGAGGAUUUGGCACCUCGUCCACCUUCGGUCAGCAAAACACGGGCUUCGGGACGACGGGAGGCUUCGGCACGUCUGCGUUCGGGGCGACGACAAACACUGGAGGACUGUUUGGAUCCACGCAGAAUAAACCAGGUGGGCUCUUUGGGUCCAGCACGUUCAGCCAGCCGGCAACUUCCUCCACCAGCACCGGCUUCGGUUUCGGCGCAGCGAGCGGCACCUCCACCAGCCUGUUUGGCAACACUGGCACAGGCACCACCGGCGGACUCUUCUCCCAGCAGAACAAUGCUUUCGGCGCCAAGCAAGCCACCUCGUUUGGAAGCUUCGGGACGAGCACCAGCAGCAGCGGUGGCCUCUUCGGCUCCACCAACACCACCUCCAACCCGUUCGGCGGGGCUACGUCCCUGUUUGGAGGUUCGGGGUUCUCCGCCACUCAGCAGCCGGGAACGACCGUGAAGUUCAACCCUCCGACAGGAAGUGACACAAUGGUGAAGGCGGGCGUGACAACGAGCAUCAAUACGAAGCACCAGUGCAUCACUGCCAUGAAGGAGUACGAGAACAAGUCUCUGGAGGAGUUGAGGCUGGAGGACUACCAGGCGGGCAGGAAAGGCCCAACCAACCCGAUGGCGCCGGGAACCGGCAGUCUUUUCGGCCAGGCCACGGCCACGUCCAGCGCCACCACCGGCCUCUUCGGAUCCUCGGCUCCCAACACCAGCUUCUCCUUCGGCCAGAACAAGAGCACCUUCGGAGGGCCAACUACCGGCAGUUUUGGCGCGACCACGGGCGGCCUGUUCAGUCAGCAGACCCAGCAGCAGGCCGGCAGCCUCUUCAAGCCCUUUGGUGCGACCACCACCGCCCAGAGCACCGGCUUCUCCUUUGGAAACACCAACACGAUAGGACAGGCCAACACCAGCAGCAUGGGUUUGUUUGGGAACACGGCGGCGUCUCAGUCGGGCGGCUUGUUCGGCUCAGCUCAGACCAGCACCGCCACUGGUUUCGGGACAGCCACGGGCCUGUUCGGCCAAACCAACACUGGAUUUGGGAAUGUCGGCACUCAGCAGAGUUUAUUCGGUAACAAGACAGCCGGGUUCGGCACCACCACCACCAGUGCCCCGUCCUUCGGCACCACCACCGGCCUUUUUGGGAACAAGCCCACCCUCACACUGGGAACCGGAACCAACACCUCCACCUUCGGUUUCGGUGCAAACCCUGCUGGAGGAGGACUGUUUGGGAACAAGUCCACCACCGGAGCGCUGGGGACCGGACUGGGAACCAGCUUCGGUACAGCAGUCGGCCCCGGGCAGACACUGUUUGGCAACACCCAGAACAAACUGGGCACCGCGCUGGGAACGAUGGGAACGUUCGGAACAACGGGAUUCAACAGUGGAACGAGCACCCUGGGAUUCGGAGCGACGCAGCCCGUCGCCCUCACAGAUCCCAACGCAGCGGCUGCCCAGCAGGCCAUGCUGCAGCAGCAGCUCAGCGUGCUGGCGUACUCGCCGUACGGAGACUCGCCGCUCUUCAGAAACCCGCUCUCAGACCCCAAGAAGAAGGAGGAGCGCCUGAAACCGACCAAUCCGACGGCUCAGAAGGCUCUGACCACGCCCACUCACUACAAGCUGACUCCGCGUCCUGCGACCAGGGUGCGGCCCAAAGCGCUGACGUCUUCCGGAGCCUCCAAGUCGCAGCUUUUUGACGGCCUGGAUGACGACGAGCCGUCGCUCACAAACGGAGCCUUCGUGCCGAGGAAGAGCAUCAAGAAGCUCGUCCUGAAGAACCUGAACAACAGUCAGUACAGCAGUCCUCUGAACAAGGAGAGCGACGACCUUGCCUCGCCGUCAGAGUACCCACAGAACGGACACAGCCACGUGGAGGAGGAAGAGGAGCAGCUGAGGAGGGUGGCGGGCCCCGGCAGGCGGGCCGACGACGACCCGGAGGUCACCCAGUUCUACGUCAACCCCAUCGCCAAGCCAAUCCCACAGGGCCGCGCCCACGCCAGCCUGCAGGACACCAUCGGCGAUCUGAACAUGCACAAAGGCUCAAGGAACGGCCUCGAGCUGAGCAACGAUGACGUGUCUGCGUCCUUCGGCGAGGAGUCUCUGCAGGAGGAGCGCGAGGAGGAGCAGCAGCUGUCCCAGCAGUCUCCGCACCCUGCAGGCAUCGUUCUGAAUCGUGUGGGCUAUUACACCAUCCCCUCCAUGGACGAGCUCGCCGACAUGGUAGACGAAAACGGGGAGUGCAUCGUGGAGAACUUCACCAUCGGCAGGAGAGGUUACGGCUCCGUCUUCUUCCCCGGCGAGGUGAACGUGUCGGGACUGAACCUUGACGAAAUCGUCCACUUCAGACGCAAAGAGGUCAUCGUGUACCCAGACGACAAGAGCAAGCCGCCGGAGGGGGAGGGGCUUAACAGGCGAGCGGAGGUGACUCUGGACGGCGUUUGGCCGAACGACAAGACGGCCUGCACCCAGAUCAGGAGCCCCGAGCGUCUGAGCGACAUGAACUACGAGGGCCGGCUGGAGAAGGCGUCGCGCAAGCAGGGAGCUCGCUUCCUGGAGUACCGACCUGAGACCGGGUCCUGGGUGUUCGAGGUGGCGCACUUCUCCAAGUACGGCCUGCAGGACUCGGACGAAGACGAGGACGUCCCGCCGAAAGCCGAAGCCAAGAAGCUGAAGACGCUGACGACUCUCCCUCCCUCCCGGCUGCAGCAGCAGCAGCUUCCCCCCUCCCAGCAGCAGGUGGCGCCACAGGCUCAGGUAGAGCAGCCCGCGCCCCCCCACACUCACCCUCCUCCUCCUCACUGAUGCCACUGAUUAAAGGAGUGUUUCACCCAA